This is a messenger RNA of Haliotis rubra (blacklip abalone), 856 nucleotides long. RefSeq names its product ankyrin repeat domain-containing protein 50-like. NCBI's taxonomy places the organism in Eukaryota, Metazoa, Mollusca, Gastropoda, Lepetellida, Haliotidae. The record is from RefSeq and is a predicted model, not a curated record. Bases 143 to 856 code for a protein of 237 amino acids. Gene Ontology annotation, molecular function: protein binding. The transcript has 5 exons.
UAAGGCUGAUCUAACUCUGCUUGAUGACGAAGAUAACAGUGUGUUACAUUAUGCUUGUCAUGGAGGUAACACAUCUAUUGUUCAACACCUCAUCAAAGUUUGUGAUAUUAACCAGAGAUUGAGUGAUGGUCGGACCCCAGUCAUGCUGGCAGCUCUGUGUGGUCAAAAAGACGUUUUUGACUUACUGGUGUCCAAUGGAGCUGAUCUCACACUGGUUGAUGCUAAAAAUGAAGGUGUAUUAUAUUAUGCUUGUAAAGGAAGUAACACGUCUAUUGUUCAACACCUCAUCAAAGUUUGUGAUAUUAACCAGAGAUUGAGUGAUGGUCUGACCCCAGUCAUGCUGGCAGCUCUGUGUGGUCAAAAAGACGUUUUUGACUUACUGGUGUCCAAUGCAGCUGAUCUCACACUGGUUGAUGAUGAUGAUAACAGUGUGUUACAUUAUGCUUGUCAAGGUGGUAACACGUCUAUUGUUCAACACCUCAUCACAGCUUGUGAUAUUAACAAGAAAGGGCGUGAUGGUCGGACCCCAGUCAUGCUGGCAGCUGUGUGUGGUCAAAAAGACGUUUUUGACUUACUGGUGUCCAAUGCAGCUGAUCUCACACUGGUUGAUGCUAAAAAUGAAGGUGUAUUACAUUAUGCUUGUCAAGGAGGUAACACGUCUAUUGUUCAACACCUCAUCAGAGUUUGUGAUAUUAACAAGAAAGGGCGUGAUGGUCGGACACCAGUCCUGGUGGCAGCUCUGUGUAGUCAAAAAGACGUUUUUGACUUACUAGUGUCCAAUGCAGCUGAUCUCACACUGGUUGAUGAUGAAGAUAACAGUGUGUUACAUUAUGCUUGUCAAGGAGGGAAGGCGUGA